AGUGCUGUCCGGACGGGGCGGAAUGGCCAAAUCCCAGACGUUCUCCAUCUCAGUGCAUGUUCAAAUGUCAGGUUGUCUUCUCCAUCGUUCCUGGUAUCAGCCCCGGGCCAUUGGAAUGGAAACUGAACCCUGUAUUCAACGUCUAUCGGGUGUCGGAUACCUUCCCUAAUCUUUGGAUUGUCCUGGGAUUCCCGCGAGAUACACAGCAGUUCAUUUAUUUCAAUAGGACUGAUGUGCAAAGAGCUAUCCAUGCACCUCACAUCGAAUGGCAAUCCUGCACGGACACAUCGGUCUAUAUCAACCGUACCACCGGUGGUGCAGGUCAUGACCAGAGUAUUCCGUCGACUCUGAGCGUACUUCCAAAUGCCAUCGAGAAGAGUGUUCGUACCGUCAUCGUUCAUGGUCUCGCGGACUUCAUCCUGACCGCUGAAGGAACACGCAUCGCUAUCCAAAACAUGACUUGGAAUGGAUUACAAGGGUUUCAGACUCCCAUUGAGCCCGAGAGCUUCAUCGUAGAUAACAUGGGUGCCUUUGGAUCCUUCCACCAGGAGCGUAACCUGACCUACGUCGAGUUCUCCUUCAGCGGACAUAUGACUCCUCAAUUCGUCCCUUGGGCAGCGUUCCAAACUAUUGCUUUCUUGCUCGGAAAGCGGCCCUCGCCCUCUGCCUAGCGCUUGCUGCUGAAACGACCUUGUUACGCUCUAUGCGGGUCCAUUUUAGUCAGUAUACUCGCGGCACGGCAAUGUGAAAUGCAGUUUUGUGUCCUAUUAAUAGAUGAUCGAUGAAUAUGGUCAAGUCUCCAAUGAAAAGAUCUAUGCUUCGUGGG
This is a messenger RNA of Somion occarium, 826 nucleotides long. The record is from the annotation of a GenBank genome assembly. Lineage: Eukaryota; Fungi; Basidiomycota; Agaricomycetes; Polyporales; Cerrenaceae.